This is a messenger RNA of Wasmannia auropunctata (little fire ant), 974 nucleotides long. It is a transcript of the gene Cypl, whose product is annotated as peptidyl-prolyl cis-trans isomerase-like 1. Gene Ontology annotation, molecular function: peptidyl-prolyl cis-trans isomerase activity. The record is from RefSeq and is a predicted model, not a curated record. The coding region runs from base 181 to 699 and encodes 172 amino acids. Lineage: Eukaryota; Metazoa; Arthropoda; Insecta; Hymenoptera; Formicidae. Gene Ontology annotation, cellular component: catalytic step 2 spliceosome. Gene Ontology annotation, biological process: protein folding; protein peptidyl-prolyl isomerization. The transcript is spliced from 5 exons.
GGCACUAGAGCUUCGACUGCACUGCUCCGAGCUCCGAGAGCUCCUAACGUUGUCGGUAGCGUUGAAGCGACUACCGGUUUUGGGCGAAAAAUUUUAAUGAGAUAAACGAAGGAGUGAACGAUCGCGGGGUAAUUCGUUGUUCAAUCAGUUUCAACAAACGGCCCGAAAAUACAGUCCACAAUGUGCCUCGCGAACAUAUCCGGCGUGCCGGAUAAACACUGGCAGCCACCGUUCGUUGUCCUCGAGACUUCGAUGGGUGAAAUGACCCUCGAGCUGUACUGGAAACAUGCCCCUAUCACGUGCAGAAAUUUCGCCGAGCUCACGCGGCGCGGGUAUUACAACGGCACCAAGUUUCACAGGGUCAUCCGCGACUUUAUGAUUCAAGGUGGAGAUCCCACUGGGACAGGGAAAGGUGGGGUGUCUAUAUAUGGAGAAUGUUUCGACGAUGAGAUACAUGAUGAUUUGAAACACACAGGUGCUGGAAUAUUAUCAAUGGCAAAUUCAGGGCCAGAUACAAAUGGAUCGCAGUUCUUCAUAACGCUCGCACCUACUCAGUGGCUCGAUGGAAAACAUUCUAUAUUUGGUAGAGUUCAUUCUGGCAUGGCAAUAGUAAAAAGAAUUGGACUAGUUGAGACGGAUAAGAACGAUCGACCGGUGGACGAUGUUAAAAUUGUGAAAGGUUCUGUGAAGAACGCGUGAGUGACUUUCUGGAUGAAAUCUUUUAUAAAAUCGUGCAAAUCACAAAAUUUUAAAAUAAGAUAAUUAAAUAAACUCUCCUUUUAUAUUUAUGCAUAUCUAUUUUUUCCAUUAUAUAAUUUAUAUGUCAUGAUUGUAAUAAUGAUGGAUACAAUCACAGUAUAGUUUUAAGACACCGAAAUAUUUGUUGUAACUUGCAAUCUCCGAUUGUGCUAUAAUCGAUAAUUUAUAUAAUUAUUUUAAAAGAUAAUUUAAUAUAAAAUAUUCUUCGCCAAGUA